Manacus vitellinus (golden-collared manakin) is the source of this 708-nucleotide messenger RNA. It is a transcript of the gene TMPRSS12, whose product is annotated as transmembrane serine protease 12. NCBI's taxonomy places the organism in Eukaryota, Metazoa, Chordata, Aves, Passeriformes, Pipridae. The transcript is spliced from 4 exons. Bases 1 to 660 code for a protein of 219 amino acids. The record is from RefSeq and is a predicted model, not a curated record. Gene Ontology annotation, molecular function: serine-type endopeptidase activity. Gene Ontology annotation, biological process: proteolysis.
AUGUGGAACCCGUGCUUCUGGCGCGCCGUCCUGGGCCUGCACAACCUGCACAGGCACGGCCCCCACACGGCCAAGAGGAGGAUCAGGAGGAUCCUGGUGCACUCGGAGUUCAAGAGCGAGACCUUUGAGAACGACGUGGCCGUGUUCGAGCUGAGCUCGGCCGUGCAGUCCAGCCUGCACAUCCAGCCCAUCUGCCUCCCGCCCGCGCCGCUGCAGCCCCAGCUGGAGAACGGCUCCGACUGCUACGUCAGCGGCUGGGGCCGCACCGCCGAGAAGGGUAAAAUCUCACCUGUGCUGAAGGAAGCCCGGGUGGAAAUCCUCCCUCCCAGCCUGUGCAACAGCUCCGAGGGCUACGCGGGGCUCAUGGACCACAGGGUGCUCUGCGCCGGCGCCUGGGCCGGGGGCACCGACACCUGCCAGGGUGACAGCGGGGGCCCCUUGGUGUGUUACCACCCCGACAGGUAUUACCUGAUCGGCAUCGCCAGCUUCGGCGUCGGCUGCGGCCGCCCCAAAUACCCCGGGAUCUACGUCCGGCUCUCCCAGUACAGGACAUGGAUCAAGGCAAAACUUAAGCUGACCAGCAGGACUCCAAAACCCACGAGCACCACGCUCACCCUCCUCCUGACUGUGGCACACACGGUGCUCACCCAGACCUUCUAAGAGGGGCAAACCCAGCGUGGCACCGGCGCGGAGCUCGGCCCUGCCGGG